GUCAUUAAAGUGCGACUGGACUGGAGUCUCCUGUACCUGUAGCAUGAAGCGGUUCUGCGGGGGUUCACGGCUCUGAAACGGGACCAUGAGCGACCCGGACCCGGUGAGGAUGUGAGCCGUGUGUCCGUGGAGCUGUGGAGGAGGAAGGCCGAGCCGGACGGUCUGAGCUCUGAGUCCGGAGCCCGGAGCACCGAGCCCGGUCCGGGAUGGAGACGUGGACCCCGAACCCCCGAGCCAAGCCCUUCAUCCCGCGGCAGCAGAGGAGCCUGUACCUCACCUGGAAGUACAAGCUGACCAACAAGAGGACGAUCCGCCGCUUCUGCCAGGCCGCCGCCGUCUUGUUCCUGCUCGUCACCGUCAUUGUCAACAUCAAACUGAUCCUGGACACGAGACGAGUCGCCAACGAAGACGCAGCAGCUCAGGAAUACGAGGAUGCCGUUCCCAACAUGGAGACCCCGCGGCGUCAGGCCAACGGGCGGAAGGUCCUGGACAUCGAGGUCUACUCCAGUCGCUCCAAAGUCUACGUGGCGGUCGACGGUACCACGGUUUUAGAGGACGACAUGAGGGAACAGGGUCGAGGAAUCCACGUCAUCGUUCUCAACCAGGCCACGGGUCACGUCAUGGCCAAGAGGAUCUUCGACACCUACUCUCCUCACGAGGACGAAGCCAUGAUCCUCUUCCUCAACAUGGUGACCCGGGGUCGAGUCCUGAUCUUCACCAUAAAGGACGAGGGGACGUUCCACCUGAAGGACGCCGCCAAGAACCUGCUUAAGAGUCUGGGCAGCCAGGUGUCUCUGAGCCUCAGCUGGAGGGACAUGUGGACCCUGGUGGUCAAGAAAGGAGGUCAGGUAUACGGAGAGAAACACUCCAAAUCUCCGGCUCUAUCCACAUGGGGAGACCCGGUUCUCCUGAAGACUGAAGUCCAGCUCACAGCCUCCGAAGAGGCUGAGUGUCACUGGGCUGACACUGAACUCAACAGGAGGAGGAAGCUUUUCUGUAGUAAAGUGGAGGGAUACGGCAGCAUCUGCAGCUGUAAAGACCCGGCUCCCAUCGAGUUCAACCCAGACCCGCUGCUGAACAAUAACGUGUUUAACGUCCCGGUGGCCGUCAUCGCCGGAAACAGACCCAACUAUCUGUACCGGAUGCUGAGGUCGCUGCUGUCGGCUCAUGGCGUCAACCCUCAGAUGAUCACGGUCUUCAUAGACGGGUACUACGAGGAGCCCAUGGACGUGGUGGAGCUGUUUGGACUGAAGGGAGUUCAACACACGCCGAUCAGCAUCAAGAACGCCAGAGUGUCCCAGCACUACAAGGCCAGUCUGACCGCCAGCUUUAACCUGCAUCCGGAGGCGAACUACGCCAUCGUCCUGGAGGAGGACCUGGACGUCUCCAUUGACUUCUUCAGUUUUCUGAGUCAGACCAUCCACCUGUUGGACGAGGACGACAGUCUGUACUGUAUCUCAGCCUGGAACGACCAGGGUUACGAGCACACGGCUGAGGACCCGUCCCUCCUCUACCGGGUGGAGAGUAUGCCGGGCCUGGGGUGGGUUCUGAAGAAGAGCCUGUACAAGGACGAAUUGGAGCCAAAAUGGCCGACGCCGGAGAAGCUGUGGGACUGGGACAUGUGGAUGCGAAUGCCGGAGCAGAGGAAAGGCCGCGAAUGCAUCAUCCCGGACGUCUCCCGCUCGUACCACUUUGGGAUCAUUGGCCUCAACAUGAAUGGAUAUUUCCACGAGGUUUACUUCAAGAAACACAAGUUCAACACGGUUCCCAACGUUCAGCUGAAGAACGUGGACAGCCUGAAGAAGGACGCGUACGAGGUGGAGAUCCAACGGCUGUUGAAGGAGGCGGAGCUUCUGGACCACAGUAAGAACCCGUGUGACGACUCGUUCCUGCCCGACUCGGAGGGAAAAACCUACGUCAUGUUCAUCAAGAUGGAGGCGGAGACAGAUACGGCGACCUGGACCGAGCUCGCAAAGUGCCUCCAUGUCUGGGAUCUGGACGUCCGGGGGAACCACCGAGGCCUGUGGAGACUCUUUCGGAAGAGGAACCACGUCCUGGUCGUAGCCGUUCCCAUCUCGCCGUACUCAGUGAAGAAACCAGUUGCUGUGACGCCCAUUCACUUAGAGCCUCCGCCGAAGGAAGAGGGCGGGGCCGUCGAACAGAUAUGACGGAUCCAACACGUCCGAAAGGCAUCAUGUGACACACCUGGGGGUCGGGCUAAAGCCUUACUGAACGGACAGACACAAGCCGGGCCUUAAUGCUCACCGGGACCUGAAACUCCACCCACAUUUGGGACCUACUGUAGUGAGGAAUUCUGGGAAAUGGAGUCCCCCCCCCGGGCUUCCUCUUGGGUGCUGUUUUGGUCACAUGACUCACAUGGAGUCCAGUCGGUUGUGUUCAACUCCAUCCUGUACAUAUGUUUUGGAUUGAAAUCUAUUUAUUUGACGCCGUUGAACAAGAGCGGACGCUUGGUUUGCUUUUUUUUUUAAUCCACUUUUACGGAGAUCGGUGCAUUUUUAAGAACCUAACGUUUACACACAACCUGAUGAUACUGAUACUGUAUAUACAUGCCUAUAUAUAUUUUUUGAUGAAAAAUUUAAAGGGUUGAGUAUUUUUCAGCGUUUUGUUUUGAGUGGAAGUCGAUGAGAGCCCUGUGGUUCUUUUCACAUCUGGUUUUAAUUGUAUGGUUUUAUG
This is a messenger RNA of Sphaeramia orbicularis (orbiculate cardinalfish), 2694 nucleotides long. RefSeq names its product protein O-linked-mannose beta-1,2-N-acetylglucosaminyltransferase 1-like. Gene Ontology annotation, cellular component: Golgi membrane. NCBI's taxonomy places the organism in Eukaryota, Metazoa, Chordata, Actinopteri, Kurtiformes, Apogonidae. Gene Ontology annotation, molecular function: beta-1,3-galactosyl-O-glycosyl-glycoprotein beta-1,3-N-acetylglucosaminyltransferase activity. The transcript is spliced from 22 exons. Gene Ontology annotation, biological process: protein O-linked glycosylation via N-acetylgalactosamine. The coding region runs from base 207 to 2168 and encodes 653 amino acids. The record is from RefSeq and is a predicted model, not a curated record.